CGUCUCGGGCUCUGCCCCUGCGGGUCCGCGCAGCGCAUUCACCCGGAACUCCGGCUCACGCACGGACUUCUGCUGAGAGCCGUGAUCAUCUGCACUUCGACCAGCUUCAGCUGCAACCUCAAGGAGUUUGUUAAAGGUUCAUCAUGGGAAGCAAGCUCAGCAGAAGGAGAGAGGCCCCUGUCAGCAGUGCUGUAGCUGUGAUCGAUGAACAGAAGAAUGCAGCGGAACCAGCAGCACCUCAACCAGCAGCAGACUCCGGGAUGAAACAGGAGGUUGUCAGGGCAGAGGACCUGGAUGUGCUGGUAGAAGAACCGCCAAAAGAUGAAUGUGCAUCAGAGGUUAACGAGACAGGAAGUCCUGCCGCCUUGGUCCCAACAGAGGAUACAGAGGCAGAGCUGAUAGCAAAGGAAACGCAAGCUCCAGCGCAGCCCGAACCUCUUGUCUCAGACGCAAAUCCUCCAGAACCAGAAUCGUUUGCACAACCAAAAGCUAACGCUACAGAGGAAGCUGAAGCUCAAGAUGCUUUAACCCCAGAGGAUGUUUCAGAGGAGUCAAAGGCAGACACUGACCCCAUCUCUGAGCCUGGGCCAACGCCAGCGAAGGCUGAAGAGCAGCACAAAGACCAAGAACCUCUAGCUGAUUUGCUUCUCUCUUCACCUCCACUGAUUGACUUUGUCCCUGACGUGACUUCCUCAGCAACCACCGUCCCUACCGAUCCAGAUGAGUCAUCAAAUAUUUCGGCAAGUGAGCAAAGUUUUACAGCAGAGCCAGAAAAGUUUACUUCAGACAUUCUGGAGAAGUCAACCGGGGCGGAGGCCGAAGAGGGCCUGAAGACGCUCGGGAGUGAUGUCAACGUGGAAAAUGUAAGCGAACUACUACAAGACUUCGGGCUAAAAGAAAACCUACUCGGUGACAUCAUCCCAAGGCAAGUCUAGAUCCCGGAUGACACUCCCAUCACAGACAUGAGCACAUCCACGGAGUUGAUGUGAAUCCCACCAAAGGCCCUCCUUGAGUCAAGCAAAAAGGGCGUUAUUCUGUAAAAGCUUCUUCUAAAUGGGUCAACGAACACUUUCUUUGUUUCCUCCUCCCAAAUGUCCUUAA
This is a messenger RNA of Fundulus heteroclitus (mummichog), 1101 nucleotides long. RefSeq names its product fruit protein pKIWI501-like. The transcript has 2 exons. The coding region runs from base 144 to 935 and encodes 263 amino acids. The record is from RefSeq and is a predicted model, not a curated record. Lineage: Eukaryota; Metazoa; Chordata; Actinopteri; Cyprinodontiformes; Fundulidae.